AUAAAUACUAAUGAUAUCGUUCUUUUACUCAAGAUCUUGUGAGAAGACAAUAGUAAAUGAUGUCUCUUCUAUGAUCUUGACAAGAUCCUUAGUGCAGAUUUAUCCGAUAUAACCAAGAUAUUCACAUACAUAUGAUCUUUUCCAAAUGUUUUCAAGAUCUUGCUUAUCGCUCCCAAGAUUUCAAGAUCUUGCUUACAAGAUGUUUCACUAGGGUAGCGUUAUGAAUAGAAUAAGAAUUGUGAAAAAAAAAAUUGUUGAUGAGAGUGAUAUGAGUAAGCUAAAAUUUGACAACAAAACAGCCAUUUUGAAUAUUAUGAAACAAUAUCAUUAUUGGGAUGUGACCCUUUAAGUGAAAUAAAUGCGAAUUUUUUUGUUUUGUUUUGAUUUAGUGGGAGAACGAAAAUAAUCUGGAUUGUUCAGAUUUACUCGAACAAUUUAAAAAAUCAUUGAAAAAAUACAAAAAUAAAAGAAACAUUCAUCUUCGAAUAAAAAAUCUUUGGUUGAAAUGUCUUCAAUAAAAGUAAAUCAUUCCUACUAUUGUAUUUCAAUGUACAGACUAUUUCAUUUAAUCAUUGUCACUUAUAUUAAUUAUCAAAUUUAACUUUACACUUUUUUCCUUCGGUGAUCGAAUUGACUUAGACUUAUUUGAGAGGUUUAUUAUAUUGAAUAUGGUUAUAGCAGUUCACACUUAGAAAAAACCGAACAUCACUCAUAAAGGGUGGUCCAAAAGUUUCGACCCCUCCUUAGUAAAUCAAGAAUAUCUAUAUCAAACUCAUAUGAAGGUAUUGAUCAAAUUAUGUCAUUUUGUAGAGAAAGAGAAGAGCUAUCAUCUGAAAAAAAGACAGUUUGAAGUACAUAUAUUUAUUAUAAAGUUAUGGUCCUUUUAGUAAUUUCGAGUACAAAAUUUUUACUUUGCAUUUUUUUGCAAAACACAAAAAUAUUCUUGCAAUAUUUGAAUAAUCAAAGUCGAUUGAAAUAUGGAUCUUUACAUAUCUUUAAUAGAUAUUUUUAUAUGAUUAGAUAGAGUUCGACAAGCUCUACCAAAAUAUGGACAUUCAAAAAAAAAACUUUGAUCCUCUUUUGAAUACAAAACCUGAAAGCAAUCCGACAGACUAAUAAAAAUCUGGCAAAUCAUAUAUUGCAGAGUAUAUGUAACUUUCAAUAAGUUUGGUAGAUCGACUGUUCUGUCUAUUAUUUUAUGUUUUGAGAUGCUUUGUCACGUACUAUAGAUGAAAAUACCCUUUCCAAGCUUCAGGAACAGACUAACUAAUCGAUUGACUAAAGUUAUUAGAAAUUAAGCUCGCUUUCUUUAACACAUGAUAUAUAAGAUUUUUACUAGUCUUUCUACUUGUCUCCAAGUUUUAUAUCAGAAACAGGAUCAAUCAAAUUGUUGAUAUUCAUAUUCUUGUAGAGCCUGACGAACUCUAUUCAACCAUAUAAAAAAAUCCAGAAAACUAUUCCAGCUCAGGUGUUACAGGAGUAUUUUUGUUUUUGCAAAAAACGCAACGUAAAAAUUUUCAUUCGACAUUAAUAAAAUGACUAUAACUUUAUAAGAAAUAUAUGUAUUUCAAACUAUUUUUUUCAGAUGAUAGCUCUUCUCUUUCUCUACAAAAUGGCAUAAUUUGAUCAAUAUCUUCAUAUGAGUUUAAUAUAGAUAUUCUUGAUUUACAAAGGAAGGGUCGAAACUUUGUGACCACCCUUUAUUUAUUACUUGUAUACUUACUCUAAGUUCCAUGUUAUACUCGCUUUGUCAUCUUUCACGGCUGCGAGGAACAUAUGCAUUAAAUAAUAGAAAAUACAAAUAAAUCUGUGAUAAACUAACAUGCUAAACAAUUAUUCGAUUUUGUUUGAACAACAGAACGUCAUACCCAUGUGGAUUGAGCAAAUAUAAAAAACACUUCAUCACAAAUUUGGACUUAAUAGGAUAGUUUGAUGCAAAUUUUCUUACCAAAAUGGUCUUCGACAUUAGUAAAAAGUUUCUGAUUUUCGAAAAAAACCACCUUUUCAAUCAUUUUUUCGGAAAAAAAUAGGGAAAAAUUCAAAAAAAAAUCUAGACCGGGCUUGUAAAGAAAAAGUUGUUUCUACCGGUCGGUCAAGAAUUCUCUACCGAACCGAACCGGACCGGCAGGUUACCGUUGCUGGUUACAGCUCUAGUGCAGAAGGCUUUAUAACAGUGGAUCUUUCACAUUUCAAUAAAAAUCAACAAUAUUUAUUUGAAAUUCUUUCGAUUUCAUUUGAACUUUUUAGUGGUGUAUAUGAAAAUUCUUUUGACCAGAAAGGUAUUGAUAGUAACAUAUGGCUUGAUGGAGAAUUAUUAGAUAAUCAAACAGAAACAAAUUUUUGUAACCAUCAAAAAGGUUUAUUUGGUGAAUAUCUUCAAAUUUAUACUGAACAAGGUUCAUCGAAAGUUACUUGGGAUACUCAAUGGAUAAAAGGUAUUAAUAAACCAAUAUCAUGGUUUCAAGCACGAUUUGAUUUGGAUCAUCGUAUACGAGAAGAUGCCAAUGCUAAUCCAAUUUUACUUGAUGCUCAAGGUCUUAAUCGUGGUCACGCAUUUAUUAAUGGAAAUGAUCUUAGACUUUAUUGGCUAAUUCAAAGUAUUUGUCAAAAUAACUCACCUUGUGCUUGUCAACAUGCUCAAACCAAUUGUUUAAAACCAACUCAACGUUAUUAUCAUAUUCCAUCUAAUUGGCUUAAAUCGAAAAAUAAUUUAAUUACAAUAUUUGAUGAUUUUGGUGCGCCAUCAUCUGCAUCAGUUGGUCUAGUACAACGUAUCCUUACAAACUCAUAA
Molecule: messenger RNA, 2791 nt
Organism: Rotaria sp. Silwood1
Lineage: Eukaryota; Metazoa; Rotifera; Eurotatoria; Philodinida; Philodinidae
Source: the annotation of a GenBank genome assembly